AUGAGUGACGCGACUCUACCUCCUCCCCGCUCCUCUUCUGUGGCCCCAGCCACUGGGGAUGGCAAUCGAUCAGACUCGAGUGCUGUCGAACACGAACACGGUUCCGAUACAUCAUUUACUCAAUCUACCGGUCAUAACAUAAAUGAAGACGGUGCCGGUGGUCUCGAGGGACGGCCGAGUAAUAAGCAAAAGCGGAAGAGGACUAGUCCCAAAGACCAAGCCAUUCUAGAAGCCGAAUACAAGCAGAACCCAAAGCCAAACAAAGCGGCGCGUGCGUUAAUUGUAGAGAAGGUAGAUUUGAACGAGAAGGAGGUACAGAUAUGGUUCCAGAAUCGACGCCAAAUAAAUCGAAGGAAAUCACGGCCGCUUCUACCACACGAGCUUGCGGCAUUUGGACUGGGAGGUAUGGCCGCGCUGUCAUCUGACCCUGCAUGUGCAAUGGGCUUUAGUAGCAGUCAGGGUUUGGAGGAACCGGCAGUUCGUUCUCAAGAGAGUACAACCGGCAGUCGAGAUAACGAAACCACGAGCCUUCACGUGCAGGAUGAUCUGGUGUCUCAAGAGCCCCCGACUGUAGAGGAAUACAGCGAAUCUACAAAAGAGGAACCAGCAAACUCGGAGAGCAACAACUCACUACCGCAGUCGAAUUUACGGACGCAAUCAUCACCUGAGACCUCGAGCACGGAAGCUGGCCCCUUCUCUGCCACUCAGAGUGUGAUUAAGACAUUUUCAUCUACGCCAGGGUACCUGGCCAACCGUUGGAACAUGGCCAACAGUUCAGCUUCUACACCUUCGUCUUCUCAAAACGCCCCCUUAGUAACUCCUCCUAUAUCUAAUCCAAACUUACCAUCAUCUUGCCCUGAGAGAAUAAAUACUCCAGGCAACUUCACUCCGCCACCCGCUAAAAUGCGAUUAUCGAUGUCGCUUGAUGGCAAGGCGGAACUUGUAUCAAGUGACUUGUCACCUCCUCGUGAGAAUCUUGCACACCCUUCCUCUUCUGAAUCACAGCGUCAUAUAAGAGGGUUUCAAAGAAGUCACAGUGCUCUUCCAUUUGGUCCUUUAACGCGACAGUCUCCAACCAACAUCCCCCGCAUCCCUCGGCUUCCUAGAGGUCGAUCGAGAGACGCACGCAAUUGGGAACUUUUUUGUGACACGGAGGCUCGUGAUGAGCUUACCACGCAGGCUGAAAAUGAAUCGAGUGGUUCGGCAGUGGCAGCAAUCAGCUUGCUCCGGUCUGCCAGUAGCGCCGCUCUCAAAUUAAACAGCAAUAAGCGCAAUGCACCACCUUCCAGGCAGGAUCUUAACACCAACGCGAAGAGGCCAAAAUUGGAAAGGGCAAUGUCAAGUCUUGCUAGACUGCAAGGUACAGCAAAACCAUAUUCAAAACCAGCCCAAUUUAGCAAUGGUAAAGAUGACUCUAUGAGAUCACCUUCUGGAGAUUCCGACAAGGAGAAUUGGAUUCCUGAUAGUGAUGGUGGUAAUCUUAGACGCCGGCCGCUACCUUCGGCCAGGACAGGCAGGCAAGCCCAGUCGCAAUCAAUUCUUGGGGAGAAUCACAAGAUUCCCACACACGCCGUCAAUUUCGGUGGUACUAGGAACCGGGGCCGGAGGACGGCACAUGCUGGGUCUAAAAUCUUUGAAGACCAGGAGAACAAGGGUGAAGUGAACGAGGAGGUAGAGCAGUUUAUGCGUGGUGAGAUAAGUCCCAGCAAGAAAGGAGACCUGGAUUGUAUCCAGGGGUUGCUAUCAUUGAGCCAGGGCAAUUGGCGAUAA
This is a messenger RNA of Amorphotheca resinae ATCC 22711, 1770 nucleotides long. RefSeq lists its product as hypothetical. The transcript has 4 exons. Lineage: Eukaryota; Fungi; Ascomycota; Leotiomycetes; Helotiales; Amorphothecaceae. Gene Ontology annotation, molecular function: DNA-binding transcription factor activity, RNA polymerase II-specific; transcription cis-regulatory region binding. Gene Ontology annotation, cellular component: nucleus. Gene Ontology annotation, biological process: regulation of DNA-templated transcription. Bases 1 to 1770 code for a protein of 589 amino acids. The record is from RefSeq and is a predicted model, not a curated record.